Aplysia californica (California sea hare) is the source of this 4618-nucleotide messenger RNA. RefSeq names its product ras-GEF domain-containing family member 1B. The record is from RefSeq and is a predicted model, not a curated record. Gene Ontology annotation, cellular component: plasma membrane. Gene Ontology annotation, biological process: positive regulation of GTPase activity; Ras protein signal transduction. NCBI's taxonomy places the organism in Eukaryota, Metazoa, Mollusca, Gastropoda, Aplysiida, Aplysiidae. Gene Ontology annotation, molecular function: guanyl-nucleotide exchange factor activity.
ACUUCACGGAGCCAGCCCGCCAUUGGGGUCAAGCAAACAGCCAAGCCUAGGAACCGAGAGAGUGUGGUGCCUCAGAUGUUGACCCUGGCCCAAAUGUUCGGCUCUGGCUCGGGCUAUGUCGGCACUGACAACAACAACACGCCUCACAGUGACACGGACACUGAAACUGACAUCAUUGAGACCUGCCCCAGUCCUUUGAAACUCGCUCAGCAGCUGACUCAUAUUGAAUUGGAGCGAGUGAGCAUGAUUGGCCCUGAGGAAUUCGUGCAAGCUUUUUCAAAAGAACGACUCGAGUCUGAGCAUUUGAAUUAUCAUGACAUGAAGUCCACGAGGAAUCUGGAAUCUUACGUCCAGUGGUUCAAUCGGCUCAGUUACCUGGUCGCCUCAGAAAUCACUUCACAUAUGAAAAAGAAGAACCGUGUCAAGAUGGUGGAGUAUUUUAUUGAUGUGGCAAAAGAGUGUAUCAACAUUGGCAACUUUAACUCUCUCAUGGCUAUCAUUGCUGGCAUGAACCUGAGCCCUGUCACGAGGUUAAAGAAAACGUGGGCCAAAGUGAACAGAGACAAGUUGCAAAUUUUGGAGCAUCAAAUGGAUCCGAGCAACAACUUCAGCAGCUACCGCUCGUGUCUCAAGGCCGCCAUGUGGAGAUCAGAAGGGGCAGGAGAAGAAAGAGAAAAGAUUGUCAUCCCAUUCUUCAGUUUGUUCGUGAAAGAUUUGUAUUUCCUGAAUGAAGGGUGUGCAAGCAAACAAGAGGACGGCACUGUCAACUUCCAAAAAUGCUGGCAAAUGGCCAAACAAGUCUCAGAUCUCAUUUCAUGGCAACAAGUCGAGUGUCCAUUUGAGAAGAGCAGCUCAGUUCUGAACUACAUUCUCACGACCCCAGUAUAUAAAGAGUCCAUGUUGUCUCUGGCUUCUUAUGAGUGUGAAACCCCUGACAACAGCUACGACAGAGAGAGAUAUAAGCAGCUCAAGUCUCAAAUGAGCUUAUGACUACGCGACAGAGUGGAGAAACCUUCAUACUCAUGCAUCCCCAAGAUUUCACCAUCGUCAUCAUCAUCAUCAUCAUCCUGAUAGCCUCCCUUGAAACGCGCUAUCAUUAUAAGUUAUUGUUUUACCACCACACAUAUAAACUUGUCAUUCCGUAUCCAUUAGCUUUGUUCACAAUUCACAGUUGUUUACUUGUGAAUCAUCAUCAUUAUCAUCAUUAUAAUUAUCAUCAUCAUCAUCAUCAUCAUCAUCAUCAUCAUCAUCAUCAUCAUGUAUAACAAUGCCAACAUAUAGACAUAUCGUUAAACUCAUCACAAUUUGUGGUACAAAGCACAAAAAAUGUGCAGAAAACUUUGUGAUAAUGACACUGGUAAGGGUAUUGAUUAUGUAUCACCUUUACUGCUAGGCUUGUAGACAUCAGUAAUGUAAAAUAUGAACAGUAUGUAGAAAGAAUUAAGAGAAAAUCCGUAGACAGCUUUGUCAUAGAGAGCCAGAAGGACAGCCUGUCGCCACCAGGUCUUCGUCUUCAAUGGUUAGAGAAAAACAUAUAUAAAUAUACACUGGAAUAAAAGGUACAUAUAUUUAUAUAUAUAUAUACUGAUACCUUUAUUAUGUAUACAAACUUUGCUUGAUGAAUUUUGGCAGUGCACUGUGGAGACUAGACUGAACUAAUUUGAUACUUUGUUGUAUUUAUUUUUAAACUGACCCACUUAUUAAAAAUGUAACUGUACAAACGUUGCCAGAGAAUAUACAUGAUUUAAAUCUGUGAACAGAGACUUGCUGGUAUUUGCAACCUUUCAUUACACCUAACAGAAUCUUGUUAAUACUGUACUUCAAAUGUUCUUGAAUUUGUACUUUUGAAAAAAAAUUAAACAUUUUUUUCAUUGUACAAUUGUACAAUGGAGUAGCAGUGAAGAUAAAACGUUUGUAUUUCAUUGAUUUGUACUUUUGAAAGUUGAAGUAAGUGGAGUUUGUUUGGGGUUUUUUCCCCCCACUGCAACUGGCAUUGUAAGUGAGCCUGUCUCCACAGGAUUUGUCCCAGCACCAUGUAUGUAUGAUUAGACCAGCCAUGUCCUGACCUGUUAUGUCUGAAGACUGUUGGUGUAGGGAUGUAUCAUGUAAAUAUAACAAAUAUUUUGCGGGAAGGGGGAUCGUCUACCAAAUAAAUUCCAAGAACUUUGAUUAUACUAAUUUGCUUUGAUGUGCAGUCCACUCCAUUUCGUCACGCUCAUAAGAUAAAUUCCCAAGUCAUUUUUAGCUUUUUUGAGAAAAUUAGGAAAAAAAACCCAUUUCUUUCAAACAAUUGACUCUGUUAAAACCCUUGAGUUUUGGAACGCUCAAUUGAUUUUAUAUUUGGAUUAUUCUUUUGUCCAAGUGAACUAUAUUACCAAGCUGACUCUGCUCUUCCUAUCAGAAACAAAAACUCCAAACCGGACAAAACUGACAUAGGCAAUUAUCUUAUGAGAGCAGCAGUUGUUUUGUCCAUUAUUAUGAAAUUCUACUUAAUUAAACGUGGAGAGUUCUGUCCUCUGCAAGCUGAGCUUGGAAUUGUCUGAGAAAGUUGGACGACUUAAAGAUGGGGUAAAAGGAAUGUAUUUCAUGACUGUUGGAGCAGUAAGCAAGGCUCUAAUGACAUUAUGGUUGGCAUUGAGUUUUGGGACCUUUCAACUCAAUUAUGGGAUAUUGAAGAGGCGGGACCUCUUAAUUUAAUGUCCAUGUUGAUGUGAAGUGAGAUGAAUCAUUGUUGUUCUAUCGAGGGUUUGAAUUGACUCUAAAAUCUGGUCUUCGCUAACAUAGUCGAGUGUCUUAUCAUUUCAUCGAGAUCAUGCUCAUCUCCUUUCCCUCAUACAAGAAGUUAGUGAUUUGUAACAGGAAAUAAGUAGUCUUGUACAUUCAUCUCCAUGAAAUUGUAUCUCUUGUUCAGGGAAUUUACACAAGAGGGACUUACAAAGGAAUAUUUUUAUGCUGCUGAAAAACUGUAGUUGUGACAUGUCCCUGUAAUUUUGAUGUGAAUGUUGAAUUGAAUGCAGUUUCAAACACUUCUUGAAUGGUUAGGAUUCAAAGAGCCGGUACCAUAUUGGAACUUAACUUGAGAUGUAAAGUAUAUAUCACUAGAAUCCUAGCAUCCUUUUACUUUCACCCCUCACUGUCAAAUUUAGAAUAAGCUGCUGAGCUUUUAUACUUGUAAUUUGUCCAUGAGCCUUUGAAACCAAAUAAUUUUUAACAAGCCAUCAAUUAUGUCUUGGAAGUUGUCUUACCAUGUUUUGUAAUUGUUGCUAAAUUUUUAAUAUUACUUAGAUCCAGCAACGUUGGAAGAAAGAAGUUGUUUUUUAAUGAUUUGUAUUUAUAAUUCUUGUAGUGAGUAUUUGCAGGUUCAAUUCUCUCAAUACAACAAACGCAUCUGUGAACAUUUUCCACAUGGAAUACGUUAUAAAAUGUACACCUUAGAUUAUAAUUUUGCUUCCCACCCACUUUUGUUGACCAAAAGUCUACAAUUAUUGUGCUUGUUUGUGAAUCAAAAAUUGUUUUUAAAUAAGAUAAAAUAAUUUACUAGAUCUAGUUAAAUUUUUCCUUCUGUGUUCCUUCCUCAUACACAACUAGUCUAGGUCAUUAUGUCAUAUUUUUCCUCCACAGUUACAUCUACAAAUCCAAAUUUGUUUGGAUGCUAUUUCACCUUGGUUUUUUUUAUUAAACUGAAGCAUUCAAAUUAUUUUUUUAUAAAACUAGUUCUGCUCCACAAGUAGAUUGUGUUCUCAACUGCAGCAGAUCAACAAAUCUUGUUUGAAAGAAGUAGUGUGUAUGCUCUAUACAAUUGUUGAACUUAACAUUAAUUUUCUGUGAAUAUCAUUCAUAACCACAACCGCUGCUUCUAACCAAAAUUUCACAGGGAUUACAUAAAAAACUGAUUGUGAAAGAAGUAAUUCAGAACAAGAUACCGCUCUUCAUUUUCACUACUCAAUGCAAGACUCCACGCCAAACGUCACUUUUCAGAAUGGUGUAUUGUGGGGUCUGACACUAAGCAAUCGAUUUGAAGAGGUGUGAAAUAAAAUUUUAAUCGUAACUGGAUAAAAAUGAUGAAUUUUAUCAUUUACUUUUCAAAAGAUAAAGUAAAUUGCAGUGCACUGCUUCGAGAACGUUUUGCCUGUUACCUCCAAGGAUAUCACCAGCGUUCAACUCAAUCUCGAAAUAUCACACCUUUUCAGCUUCUUGGCUUCUUAUUUUAGAACCUGUACAUAGUUACAUUUUCAGCUCUGGUGAAUUUCAUGAAAAGAAUUUCUGUAAUUAAUCAUUAAACUAAUCUCUGAGAAAAUAUAACUUGAAGCCUCAUUUCAAAGAUAUCAUGCAGAUUAAGUAAUGGCAGCUUGAUUCAGACCUAGCACUGAUGACACAAUGAAAAGCCCCUUUUCCUGUAAGCUUUAAUGGCUUUAUUUUGUGUCUUAUUAUAUCAACUAAAUGACAUGUUUUUACUGAACUGGGUAAGAUUUAUCUUUCAGUCAGAGAUUCUCCGACUGUGGUUAUGUUUAUUUGGUGAUGUGAUGUGUGUGUCGUCAUGAUGCAUUAAACAAACACCAUACUACGCAUUGAAAAACUCUUUUAUUUCAAAUUAAAGAAAUAAAAUUUCUUUUUGCCA